This is a messenger RNA of Priapulus caudatus, 2128 nucleotides long. Its product is annotated as glutenin, high molecular weight subunit PW212-like. The record is from RefSeq and is a predicted model, not a curated record. Lineage: Eukaryota; Metazoa; Priapulida; Priapulimorpha; Priapulimorphida; Priapulidae.
UGACAGCGGAGCGUAUGGUGUCCGGUAAUUCCAGAAGACCAAAAUCAUAUCAGACAAGACACAGACAGGCUUUAUCAUGCGAUUCUAUCUCGCCGGCUUAACGGUCUUGGCCGUAGCUGCACUCACCGCAGCCGUAGACCUCGACGAGAACACUGGCUUCAUCAACGACUUCGGCGGAGGCACGGGCGGCGGCGGCUUCCAACUACUGCAGUCUCGUCCUGAACAGCGCGGCGUCCGCAACUUUGGCGGUGUGACGACGGGAGAUGGAGUGCGUAUCGGUCAGCAGCAGCCAUUCGCUGGCGGUCCGCCGUUCGUCGGAGGUCAACCUCAACAGUUCGAAGGUCAACAGUUCGGCGGAGGUCAACCUCAACAGUUCGAAGGUCAACAGUUCGGCGGAGGCCAACCUCAACAGCUCGAUGGUCAACAGUUCGGCGGCGGAGUUCAACCUCGGCAGCUCGAUGGUCAACAGUUCGGCGGCGGAGGUCAACCUCGGCAGUUCGAAGGUCAACAGUUCGGCGGAGGUCAACCUCAACAGCUCGAUGGUCAACAGUUCGGCGGCGGAGGUCAACCUCGGCAGUUCGAAGGUCAACAGUUCGGCGGAGGUCAACCUCAACAGCUCGAUGGUCAACAGUUCGGCGGCGUAGGUCAACCUCGGCAGUUCGAAGGUCAACAGUUCGGCGGAGGUCAACCUCAACAGUUCGAAGGUCAACAGUUCGGCGGAGGUCAACCUCAACAGUUCGAAGGUCAACAGUUCGGCGGAGGCCAACCUCAACAGCUCGAUGGUCAACAGUUCGGCGGCGGAGUUCAACCUCGGCAGCUCGAUGGUCAACAGUUCGGCGGCGGAGGUCAACCUCGGCAGUUCGAAGGUCAACAGUUCGGCGGAGGUCAGCAGCAGCAGCUGGGCAGCGACCAGCAGCUGACCGGACAGGCACAGCCGUUCAACGUCCAGCCGCAGCAGUUCGAGAGACAACAGACGUUCGUCGGCGAACCUCAGCAGAUCAGCACGCAGUUCGGCGGUCAGCAAUUCGGCGGUCAACAACAGCAGCAGCAGCAGGCUAUCGCCGGUCAGCCGCAGUUCGCUGGACAGUCGGACCAGGUCUCGCAAAUCGUGCCAAACUUCGGCGGUCAGCCGCAGCAGUUCGGAGCGCAGCCGCAGCAGUUCUUCGGACAACAAUUGGUCGGAGGAAGCCAGACGCAGCAAGGCGAAGCACAGCAGCCGACACCUGGCGAGCAAUUCGGAGCAGCCCAGCCUCGCAUCCUCGGUGCCAGCCAGCCGCAGACGUUCCCGUCGCAGUUCGGCGGAAUAGGAAUCGGCAUUCGCAAUCCGAACGAGGGCAGCACCGGCGGCAUCAUCGGCAUCGGCGUGAGAGAGCCCAACGCAGCGGAAACGGACGCACAGACGGAUGCUGGGCAGGAUGCCCCCGGCGAUUUCAAUCCGUUCGGUCGGCAGAAGAUCGGCGGAGGAUUCCGGAUCAGCGGCGAAGAGCCGCAGUCAUUCCGACUCGAUCUCGGAACCGGACCGGGACAGUCCCAACGCGGAUCGACCGGCAGCGGAUUCGUGACGUCGACAAACCGACAGACGGAUGUCGGUUUCUCCGGUGCGCGCGCCUUCAACCCAUACAAGCCUACACAGAAGACGUCGCCACGCGGACCCGCGCCCUUCAACCCCUACCUGCCGACGCGACGCGACGACGACGACGCCAUCCCAUCGCCACCCGAGCCGCGUCCAUUCAGGAAGCCCGGCCAGGUGUUCAAUCCGUACGAUGACAGCACGGAGGAGGUGGAGGAAGAGACCGAGGAGGAGGUGGAUGAUAGGAACACGCCGCAGCACAUCGGAGCAGAUGCUUCGCUCGGAGACAUUCGUCCCAUCGAUUUGUCGGCCGUGGAACGCAACCCGGCGCUUUUCCCGAUGACUGAGCCCGCCAACGACGUGAUAGAUAUCUCUGUGGAGUGCGACAUGGAGAGGAACAGAAUGGCCGUGACCUUGACGUUCGAGCGAGACUUUGACGGCAUCCUGUACACGAAGGGUUUCUUCAAGAUUGACGAAUGCCGCCACACGGCGCCACCGUCUCGAUUCCAGAGGUUCGACAUUUCGCUGGACAAGUGUGGCAUGCAGCAGAAAUCAUCG